Pyrus x bretschneideri (Chinese white pear) is the source of this 1529-nucleotide messenger RNA. RefSeq names its product B-box zinc finger protein 21. The transcript has 3 exons. Gene Ontology annotation, cellular component: nucleus. The record is from RefSeq and is a predicted model, not a curated record. The coding region runs from base 259 to 1167 and encodes 302 amino acids. Gene Ontology annotation, biological process: photomorphogenesis; regulation of DNA-templated transcription. Gene Ontology annotation, molecular function: zinc ion binding. Lineage: Eukaryota; Viridiplantae; Streptophyta; Magnoliopsida; Rosales; Rosaceae.
UCCACCAUUCUCGCUCUGUUAAAGUUAGAGAGAGAAAGGGAGAGGCGAGAGAGAGAUGACCAUAAAUAGUUCCCCAAGAUUCCCCAGUAUCCCUGUCGAUAUUUUAUUACUCGCCCGUACUUUUUACCGUCCUCAUAUUUGUUCUCUUUAAGUAUCCUCUGUUUUCUUCAAAGAACCUCCACUCCCACUGCCUCCUUUUCCUCUGUACCUAUUUCCCUUAGAUUUAGCUUCUCUUUCUGUUUUGGAAGUUCAAAACUGAUGAAGAUCCAGUGUGAUGUGUGUAACAAGGACGACGCCUCGGUGUUCUGCACUGCCGACGAGGCCGCCCUCUGCGACGCUUGCGACCACCGUGUCCACCACGCCAAUAAGCUCGCUUCCAAGCACCACCGUUUCUCUCUCGUCCACCCCUCGUCUAAGGAGUUCCCCCUCUGCGAUAUCUGUCAGGAGAGAAGAGCCUUCUUGUUUUGCCAGCAGGACAGAGCGAUUCUGUGCAGAGAGUGCGACCUUCCAAUUCACAACGCCAACGAGCACACCCUGAAGCACAACCGAUAUCUUCUUACGGGUAUUAAGCUCUCCGCCACCUCCGCCCUCUACAAAUCUUCGCCGCCGCGGCCAACUGUAGCAACUGCUAGUUCUGAAACCGCCGCUACCGAUCUCAAAAAGCAUCAACCUUCAACCAAGAAAUCUGUUUCCGCCGCCUCUCCUGCAAUUUCAAAUCCAAACCCACCUCCUAUUUCUGUCAAGAAUUCAACUUCAACCGCUGCAGUCGACAAACGCGGUGGAAAUUUGGUGGGUGCGACUAGUACCAUAUCCGAGUACUUGAUAGAGACGCUUCCGGGCUGGCACGUUGAGGACUUUCUUGAUUUUUCUAAUGCCCCGUUUGGUUUCUCUAAGGCCGACAAUGAUAUGAUGCUGUCGUUUUCGGAAGCCUAUCCGGAAAGCAAUCUGAACUCUUUCUCGUCGGAAAAUAUGGGGAUGUGGGUCCGACAGGCAUCACAAGCUCCUCCGUAUCAAUAUUCACAGAUGGGCGGUGGGUUCGUUGGCUUCGAAGAGACAAAGGAGGGUACAAACAUGAAAGCCAGCAACAGAAUGUGGAUGGAUGACGGCUUCACAGUUCCUCAGAUUAGUCCUCCAUCUGUUGGCUCCAAGAGGUUCAGACCUUUCUGACAGAACAUUUAGAGCGGGGAAGCGAUUUACGCACACAUUUUCUCGUUCUACACUUUAUGUUUAUUUUUGUCGUUUAAGUCUAAAGGUGUGCAGACGAAAGAAAAAUGUCGUGCGGAAAUCACUCAUUUAACAUGAACCGAUACUUAGAUCAUUUUGAAGUUAAUUUUAACGCAGGGAUUUCGUUUGUUUAUUUUCUUUGGUGGGUUUAGUUCGAUCUCUUCGUCCCACCUUUUGUAUGAAGGGAGCUUUGAAAACCUCGACAAACCCAGUUGGAGUGCUUCAGCUCCCUUCUCUCUCUCUCCCCUUUGUACUUAUUGCGGAAUGCAAACAUCCAUGUAAAUAUCAACUGCAGCGUGCUUUGU